Molecule: messenger RNA, 835 nt
Organism: Anguilla anguilla (European eel)
Lineage: Eukaryota; Metazoa; Chordata; Actinopteri; Anguilliformes; Anguillidae
Product: ubiquitin-conjugating enzyme E2 N-like
Exons: 4
Coding region: 113-583 (156 amino acids)
Biological process (GO): DNA damage tolerance; protein K63-linked ubiquitination
Cellular component (GO): nucleus
Molecular function (GO): ubiquitin conjugating enzyme activity
Source: RefSeq, a predicted model, not a curated record
ACAAUUCGAGGAGAGAGACAAGUCUCCGGAAGAGGUCUACGCCUGCGUCGUCAGUGCAAACGGGAGAAGAAGCACUCUGAAAGAGUCACAGCUAAAACCGCAUUAAGACAAGAUGUCGUCAGGAGGACUGCCCCGCAGAAUCAUUAAGGAGACGCAGCGCCUGCUGCAGGAGCCUGUGCCCGGGAUAAAGGCGGAGCCAGACGAGUACAACGCCCGCUAUUUCCACGUGGUCAUCUCAGGACCCCUGGACUCCCCGUUUGAAGGAGGCAUUUUUAAACUUGAACUUUUUCUCCCGGAAGAAUACCCCAUGGCAGCUCCGAAAGUACGCUUCAUGACCAAAAUAUACCACCCCAACGUAGACAAGCUGGGGAGGAUAUGCCUAGAUAUUUUGAAAGAUAAGUGGUCCCCAGCCCUGCAGAUUCGUACAGUGCUGCUAUCCAUCCAGGCAUUACUAAGCGCUCCCAACCCUGAUGAUCCACUAGCAAACGACGUCGCCGAGCAGUGGAAAACCAACGAAGCUCAAGCCAUAGAGACAGCCCGAACGUGGACCAGGCUUUACGCUGGAAACAACAAUGAAGUGUAGAGAAGCCGGACGCCAUCUCAGCUCCCGCUCUGCUCAGACCUCUUCUUCCGUCAUCUGCAUUAUGAGGACACAGUCUUAGGAAAAAAAAACAACAAACAAAUAAACCAGUAUCAAACAUACACUUCCUCCAUAUGCACACACACACACCACACACACAUACACAUACACACACACACACACACACAUGCACAGGCACACGCGUGAGGAAGAGUCCGCUCCAGACCAUUGGUGAUAUAAAUGCACAUUAGCCAA